Messenger RNA from Paramecium pentaurelia, 1182 nucleotides. Lineage: Eukaryota; Ciliophora; Oligohymenophorea; Peniculida; Parameciidae. The record is from the annotation of a GenBank genome assembly.
UAUGGCAAGAAUCAUUCCUGUAUUGGCACUUAUCUUGGCAGUGGCUACUGCAAGAGUAACAAGAAGUGAGAGUCCAAAGGAAGUGUUAGCUUAAAUCAAUAAAGAUUCAUUUGGAAACUCAAUAUUGUCAGUCCUUUAACUAUAAUUGGCAACAGGAGGACCAGUAGGAGAAAUCUAAAUCCUUUUAAACAACAUUGCUUCAUAACUAAAUGGAGAUUAAAAGAAAGCUGACAAGGUUCAUGAAAGUGACACAGUUGCCUUUGAAAAGGUAUUGAAAAAUAAUAUAAAUUUUUUAAUAGAUCAUUGCUGAUUUAGAAUAAGAGAUUGCUUAUCAUUAAAGCUAAAUUGUUGCUCUUUCUAAUUUGAGAGAUUCAACAACUGAGGCAUUAGGAGAAGCUGAAGCUGAAGUCAGAGUUGUCACAUCUGAUAUUGCCAACAAUGAAAAGAGCUUUGCUGAUGAAUAAGCUACAAGAAAUUCAUAACACGAAACAUGGGUUAGAAAGGAUGCUGAACAUGUUGAUUAAAUGGAUGCUAUUGAUGAAGCUUCAAAGAUUGUUUAACAUUUGUAAGCAGGUGUUGCAUUUGCUCAACUCAAGAGCAGAUUUGAAAAAGUCUAAGCUAAAUUGAUGGAAAGCAAACAUGCUCUCUUUAAAGUAUUAAUUAUAUCCUAUAUAUAUUAUAGCCACUCAUUAAUGCCUUAACAUAAUUAGCCUCAAAGGUUGAUAACAAGAGCAUCAUCAAGAUUUUAGAACUUUUGGCUUAAAUCAGAUAAUAAUUGGUUGCCAGUAGAGCAUCUCUCCUUGCAACAGAAGAGAGAUAAGCUGCUAACUGGGAAGUCUAAAGUGGUCACUUAUAAGAAGAACAUAAGAGAUUAGUUGAGAGAAAAGCUUUCUUAGAAAACUCAAUUGUUCAAUUCAAAGUAACCAUCUAAGAGGCUGUUGAAGAUUUAGAAGAUUAAACUGUAAUGAUUAAGAUUAAUUUCUAUUAGUUAUUCCUUGAAGAUGCUGAAGAUUCAUUGGCUAUCUAAGAAAGAUGGGCUGCAGAAUAAGAAGCUUAAUAUGAAGCCUAAACAUUUGAAAGAGAAUAAUAAUUGGAAGUUGUUGAAAGAUUAUAAGAAGUCCUUACUUAGAAAGUUAGUGCUGCCUCCGAAUUCCUUUAAAUCAGAGAAGAGGUCUUUUGAUU